This is a messenger RNA of Phlebotomus papatasi, 4378 nucleotides long. It is a transcript of the gene G9a, whose product is annotated as histone-lysine N-methyltransferase EHMT2. The record is from RefSeq and is a predicted model, not a curated record. NCBI's taxonomy places the organism in Eukaryota, Metazoa, Arthropoda, Insecta, Diptera, Psychodidae. The coding region runs from base 196 to 3363 and encodes 1055 amino acids. Gene Ontology annotation, molecular function: zinc ion binding; p53 binding; histone methyltransferase activity. The transcript has 7 exons. Gene Ontology annotation, cellular component: nucleus.
GUCAAAGUUGCCUGGAAAGUGACUGGAAGGACUGGAAGUUUAACCCCUUGAGUUUGCAAAAUUACAGGAAAAAGGGGAUUUAUUCAAUUUUAGGAGCAUGAAAUCCGUGGUUAAGUGAAUAGUUAGUGUUCUGUGACCUCUAGGUGUGCUAAGUGUGUGAAUAUUGGGAGGAUCAGUGGAUAAUUGGGGGUGAAAAUGGGUGAUUUCAUCGACAGUUUACUCAAUGAAAUGUCAUCGACAUUCAACUAUCAUCAGGAGGAAGUUAAAAUAGAUUUAAAUGGGGACAGGACGCUCAAAUGGAGGAGUCUGCAUCACAAUCAGUAUGCCUCGAAUAAGAAGAAGGUGGUAAAGAGGGGAAAGGAUGACGAUGGGGCUUCAUAUCAGCCUGUCAAAUUGUACCGGAAUCCCAUGUCCGGGAACCCUACAGGGCUGAAGAAGCUCCGUAGGGCACGUAUGAAACUCACCAGGAGAGCCCUGAGGAAGACUCAGAGUCAAAACAAACCGCAGGAACCUGAGGAAAAAACAAAUAUUCAUGUGAACUACAUCGCGGGCGAUUGUUCUGUGAAUCUCAUUGAUAUCAAGCCGGAAAGUGUCCAGAUCUUCCAGGGGACUCAGGUAAAGGUGGAACGUCGGACAUCCCGGCGGUCUACGGAGAAGGCAGAUUCGCCAUUGCCGAAGAAAAAGCCCCUGAGGAGGAAUGCCAAAGAGGAAUCCAAGCCUCCUCCGGUGGUAGUAUCCCGGCCAGAAGGCACUCUACUCAGCCAGAGGCCACCCCGAAGGGUGAAGCCAACUGAGAAAAUCCUUGCCAAUAAACGCCUGAGGCGAGGUAUUCAGAUUCACAAUACCCGAGUGAAAGUCAACGAAGCUCUCUGGCGAGAACGCGAAAAUCUCGCCACAGCUCCAACUUCCACGCGUGACAGGAAGUCGUCGUCUCGGGAAAAGGUGUCAGAAGAGGCUCAAGAAGCCGAAUUGUCUCGCAAGGCUCAGCAUUUUGAGCAAUUGGGCCUCAAAACGACCAAUCCUCAGGCUGAAUGUGAGACAAAUCAGGAAAUUCCCGAUGACAAACCCAAUCCCGCGGCAAAUCCCACAAAUUCAAUGCUGUGCCUCUGCCAGGAGGACACUAGAUUCUAUCCACAUCCCCAGGGAGACAUUCUCUUCUGCAAUGCAGUGGAUCAGUUUGAAUCGGAAUUUGUGGGAUGCUGCAAUCAAGUGGAUGAGAAUAUCUGCAUCCGGAGACCCAGUACCCGAGCCUGCUUCAUGGUACUCUGCGACAGUCACAGGAAACGCCUCCUAAAUCACAAUUGCUGCUCAGGAUGUGGCAUUUUCUGCAGCCAGGGCAGUGUUCUGCUCUGUCCCAGGAAGCACUUCUUCCACAGGGAUUGUGUCCUGGAGGAGGGCAGGAAGGGGAGCCAAGUGAUGUGUCUGCAUUGUGGGGAACUCACAAGGGCACAGGAAGUGAGGAUUGAAUUGAAGUGCGACAACCGGAUUGUCUUCUAUCCCAGCCAAAAAACCUUCAUGAGAUGCACAAAAGUUCCAUUGACAAUUGCCGUGAGUGACAUUCAGAACUCUUUGGAAGAGUCUGUUAGUGAGAGUGGAAGAUCAAUUCCUGAUCAUAUCAUGAAUAUUCUCAUAAAAGCAUCUCAGCAGGCCAACAAUACUGCCAUUCCGGAAGCUCUGAGUGCAAAGAAUCUUCAUGCAGCUAUCAAGAAUGAUGAUAUAGAUCGCGUGGCUGAGUUCAUUGUGCAGGGUUUCGAUUUUACAGCUCCUAGCCAGGAAUUUGGUUUCGGAACAUGUCUGCAUUUUGUCUGUCACUGUGGCAGUUUGGACAUGGCUCAGUUGAUCCUCUGUCGAUUCUCUGCGCCUGAAUUUAUCGAUAUGCUGGACAAGGAGUUCCAGACGGCCGUUAUGUGUGCAGUGAGUGGCAAUAAGACUGACAUUCUGGGAUUGUUGCUGCAGUAUGGGGCUAAGAUUACCCAAAAGGGAUCCGAUGGGAUGACAGCUUUGCAUCUGGCGGCAAAGACUGGCAAUAUCCGGGCCACGAAGAUUCUUCUGGAGUGGUACAAGAAGAAGGUGGACGGGAAGAGAUUUAUGGAUUUUCUCAAUGAUGUGGACAAUGGGAAUUGGACAGCUCUGGUUUGGGCAGCAGAAUUGGGCCAUGUGAACAUUGAGAGUUAUCUGGUGGGCUUGGGAGCUGAUGCUACCAUCUGUGACUUUGAGAAUAAUACAGCUCUGCAUUGGGCAGCUCUGUCGAAUAAAAUAGCCGCUCUGCUGCCACUUCUGCAGACAAAUGCCAAUCUCAAUCAUCAGAAUGUCAAUGGGGACACUCCACUUCACAUUGCCUGCCGACAUCUCAAUACCCAGAUGUGCCUGAUGCUUCUGGCCAAUGGAUCGGAUGUCCAUGUGAAGAAUUUCACCGAGGAAACGGCAAUUGGAUGCAUUCCGGACACCAAAAGUCAAUGUGCUCGCAUUAUGCAGUUCAAUGUUCUAAUGCAGGCCCGGAAUUCGUCUCCUGUGAGUCAGAUUGUCUGUCCGGAUGUCACAAAUGGCCGGGAAAGUAUUCCCAUUCCCAUGGUUAAGAUUGUCCGACGGAAUGUCCUACGACGAUCCGAAGAGAUUCUCUGGGACGUUUCCAAGCCCAAUUUCAAGUACAUCACGAAGCCAGUUGUAGUGGAGGAACUUGUGCAAAUGGACAAUCGCCUGGCCAGGAUGGAAGUUUGCGAUUGCGGGGAUAAUUGCACGACAAAUCUUUGCAGGUGCAUCAGGAAAUCUAGUCAGAACUGCUACACUCUCGAAGGAAGGCUCAGCAGCGAUUUCAACUUUGCCGAACCAUCCAUUAUUUUUGAAUGCAACGACGUUUGCGGAUGCAACAAAAUUCUCUGCAAGAAUCGCGUGGUUCAGAAUGGUAUUCGAGUACCAAUGGAGGUGUUCAAUGUUGUGGGAGAUAAAAAGGAAUGGGGCGUCAGGAGUCUCAAGGAGAUUCCUAAAGGGACUUUUAUUGCUGAAUACAUUGGAGAGGUGUUGAGCAAUGUUGAGGCCGAUCGAAGACCUGUGGAUAGUUACUUUUUUGGCUUUGACAUGUCUGAGUACUGCAUCGAUGCGAAUUUCUAUGGGAAUGUUAGCAGAUUCUUCAAUCACUCCUGCAAUCCCAACAUGAUUCCAAUUCGUGUUUAUUUUGACCAUCACGAUUUGAGAUUCCCGAAAAUUGCCUUCUUCUCCACGAGGAAUAUUGCUCCAAAAGAGGAAUUAACAUUUGACUAUGGGAAAAAUUUCUGGAAAGUUAAGCAGCGAUACUUUAACUGUUUCUGCAGCAUGCCCGAAUGUCGAUACAGGAUGAAGCUGUCCUCGCCAAUAAAUUCCGACUGAAGCCUCAAAGGUACAAUAACUUGUGUGAGAUGAUGGCGACACCAAGGAGGAUGCGAACAAUGGGAGAUGUACAUUUUGAGGAAGAGGAUGGAGAAGAAGAAAAAAUGGCAGUAUUCAAUGGGGAUUAGAGGAAGAAGAGUGUUGUGUUUGGAAAAAUAUGGGAAGAGAAUGGGAGUGAAAGGCUGCCAACCCCUUUUAAGGCUUCACCCAGGAGACUGCUGAAGCGACUGAGAGUCGCCUCAGAUCACUGACCAUUUGCUGGGAAGUUCCUUCACUUUGCAUUUUAUCACAAAAUCCUCCAUCUGUGAGGUGUUUUCAAUUCCGGGAUUUUGCCACUCUCUCCCGAUUCAAGAAAAUUUUUGUCCAAAUUGGGAAAAGAAUUGAUCUUUUCAAGAAAGAAAAAAAAGAAACUUCUCCCAAUUGACGACGCGACGGUUGAAUCAACAGCAAUCGUAAGUGUAAUAAUUUUCACGAUUUUAUUGAGUUCAUUUAAAAAUGGUACCAGGAAGAAGUUGUUUGUUGGAGAGAGAGAGAGAGAGAGAGAAAGAAAACGAGCAAAGUAUCAUGCAAAUUGACUUCUCGAUAGAUUUUUUUGAUAGCAUUGCUUUAGCAUACAGCAAUGAUUGCUGUAGCAAAAGAAGAGAAUAUUUGCCAAUAGAACACUUCGAUGAGGUCAAUUUAUCUUCGAGAUGUGCUUAGGAAAAGAGAACUUCAAAUGAGAAUAUUGAGGAUAUAUAUUUAUUUCACUGUGUUAUUUGUUGUAUCAUUAGAUCUUCCGAGAGAGUUUUGUGCAACAUUUAUUUCUUACCAUUAAUUCAUGGAACACUCUCCAUUGGGGUACCAUACAAGACCUCAAGACAAGACUAAUAUAUUUGUGUUCUUGCAAUUUUCCCUGCAAAACAUUUAACACUGCGAAAGGUCUUUCUUUUUCUUCACUUAAUUCAUUUUAUCAGUUAGUUGGAUCUUCUUUUAAAAAACGAAGCAAUAAAAUAUCAAACUCGAAAUAAGAAAUUAA